Poecilia latipinna (sailfin molly) is the source of this 3710-nucleotide messenger RNA. RefSeq names its product probable G-protein coupled receptor 21. Gene Ontology annotation, molecular function: G protein-coupled receptor activity. NCBI's taxonomy places the organism in Eukaryota, Metazoa, Chordata, Actinopteri, Cyprinodontiformes, Poeciliidae. The record is from RefSeq and is a predicted model, not a curated record. Gene Ontology annotation, cellular component: membrane. Gene Ontology annotation, biological process: G protein-coupled receptor signaling pathway. The transcript has a single exon. The coding region runs from base 825 to 1886 and encodes 353 amino acids.
UGCAGCCUUUUUUACAUAUGAGUGUAAACAUUGAGUUUGGGGGCGUGGCCAGCAGCAUGACUUAAAGUGACAGGACAUAAAACAGCUGGAAAUGCAGAACUGAGACUAAAAUCUCCUUAUAUAAGAAAAAUGUAAUGAAGAUGUUUCAGGGCCCACUGACCCGUCCUAACAUGUUCAUUACCUUUAACACAGAGCUGGAAUCACUGGAGGCAUUUCUCUAAGAAAGCAGGAAACCAUGGAGAGAGGAGGAGGGAAAAGUCUGUAAGGAAGGAGGGAGGAGGGAUGAAGAGGGAGAUAAGAAGCAGGGGGAGGAGAGGAGAGAGGCAUUGUGGGUCCAUCGUUAUCCAGCCGCUCCAGCUGCUCCUCUCCCUCCAUGCCGGGACCCUGCGGCCGGAACGCCGCCCGUCUUUGUUUUGUCCGGAGUCGGUUUGAGGAAAAGAUCAACGUGUUUGGAGUGUUUCCGUUUCCCGGCAGCAGAUGAAGGAAGUUGGCGGCGUCUGGACGGCUGUGCAGCGAGCUCACCUCAGGGUAAGGGGAUGAGAGGAAGACGAGGUGCUCUGCAGCAUCACUCUUCCUCCUCAUUGUUCCUCCUUAUUGCCCUCAUGCACACGUUUCCCCGCCUGCAGCAGCAGCGCAGUCCGGCUGCAUCAUGUCUGAGGGCAGCAGCUGCUGCGCGGCCGGCCGCUGAGGGGGGGAGAUGCUGACUGAAGGACAAUGACCUGGAUUUGUUUCCUGAGCACCAAACCAGACAAACAUGUUGAGGAUUUAGAGGAACGGAGUUUAAAGAUGGGAUGACCGCCGUGUGGCGCUGAACCCGACCCAACAUGAACUCCUCCUCCAGUCCGAACCAGAGCGGCUCUCCUUUGUUCUGCCUGCUGGGAGCGGUGGGUUACUCCCCCAGCCUGGACACCUGCCUGCUGGAGGUGGCCAUCAUCCUCUUCCUCGCUGUGCUCAUCAUCGCCGGGAACCUGCUGGUGAUCUUCGUCUUCCACUGCGCGCCGCUGCUGCACCACCACAGCACCGGACACUUCAUCCAGACCAUGGCGUGCGCCGACCUGCUGGUGGGCGUCAGCUGCCUGGUGCCGUCUCUGUCGCUGCUGCGCUGCCUGCCGGGCCUGAACCAGCAGCUCGCCUGCAAAGCCUUUGGCUACGCCGUUUCUGUGCUGAAGAGCGUCUCCAUGGCGUCGCUGGCGUGCAUCAGCUUGGACCGCUACAUCGCCAUCACCCGCCCGCUGUCCUACGCCACGCUGGUGACGCCGUGCCGGUUGCGGGCGUGCAUCGUCCUCAUCUGGGUUUACUCCGCCCUCGUCUUCCUGCCGUCCUUCCUGGGCUGGGGGAAGCCCGGUUACCAUGGCGACGUCUUUCAGUGGUGCGCCGAGUCGUGGAGAACCAACCCGACGUUCAGCACCUUCAUCGUGGCGCUGCUGUACGCGCCGGCGGCGCUCACCGUCUGCUUCACGUACGGGAGCAUCUUCCGGAUCUGCCGGCAGCACACCCGGGAGAUCAGCCAGCGCCACGCCCGCUUCGGCGCGCAGGCCACGCCCACUGGGGGCGAGCGCUGCGACGGCUGCACCGACAAGCGCUACGCCAUGGUGCUGUUCCGCAUCACCAGCGUCUUCUACGUGCUCUGGAUGCCCUACAUCCUCUACUUCCUGCUGGAGAGCGCCGGGCUGUACCGCCACAUGGUGGCGUCGUUUCUCACCACGUGGCUAGCAAUCAGCAACAGUUUCUGCAACUGCCUCAUCUACAGCCUCUCCAACAGCGUCUUCCGAAAAGGCCUGGGCAGUCUGCUGCAGCCGCUGCUUCCUUCCUGCCUCGGCUGCGCAGACGGCAGGAAGGCUCCGCCCCCCGGAAGCCUGCGCACCGACACGCGAUGCCACGUCUGACGCUCUGCAGACGGUUUAGAUUAUAUUAUAUUAUGUCUACGGUUUAGAAGCGUCUGAUUGGCGCCUGCAGGACCACAGAGAGGCGUCUCUGCUGAUGCCUGCUGGAAACAAAGUUUGACGCCAAACUGCAUGAAAACAGUCGAUGUGUGAAUUCAGAGAAUCUAAUAAAUAUUUAAAAAGUGCAAAAAAGACGCAGAAAAGGAAAUUAUAGUUCAACCUGCUCGUUCAAAUCCAGCAAAUGCAAAAAAGCUAAACAAUGUAUUUCCUCAUUUUUCUGUCUUUCGGAUGAAAUGGCAAAAAAAAAAAAAACUUGGAUAAUUAAUUUCUUACUUUUUAUUUUGGAUUUUUUUAUAACCUAUUUCAUUCUAAUGUUUCAACCGUCUUCUAUUGACAUUGUGAGUUUAUUUUGGCAGAAUUUCAACUUUAUUGUCAUAUGACUUUAUUUUUGUAACAGAUCAUCUGACCAUUAUAUUUUGUUGGUUAACCUGAAUUCAAAGUCCAAAUGAACAGAAGCUGUAAAACACAACAAGAUGGCCGCCCUGAGACAUGGAAACUCCAGGAGUUCAUUGGUGGAUAAAAUCCAGAUUUUCCAAACUGCGUUGAACUGAUGGAUUGAUGGUUUCAGGAUGGAUGUAGGUGUGGAGGUGAAACGACUCAGACUCCAGAUGUUCAGGAUCUGUGUGAAAAUCUGAGUUGAACCUGAGCUGAGGAAACUCAGCCAUGUGUUUUCUAACAGACUCCUCUGCUGAAGCCGCCCAUGUUUGUUCAGCCUGGAUUCAUAGAAAAUGUUGAUUUAUGAAUCAGCUUGGCUCUCUGACCUGCAGCGUUUUUCCUCCUGCCGUCUGCUGAACGCCCAAUCAGGAGACGGACAGUUUAUUUAUUUAUUUGGGGAGGUUUGAUCCUGAAACGUUUCAUCAGCAGAUCUCCAGUCUGAACCUGAAGCCGAAGCGUUUCUGUUUUAUGAAGCUGAGCCGUUUCUGUUUGCUGCUGUUUGAAGCAGAAAAUGUUUUACUGGUUUUGACUAAAUGCAGAAAAUUGAUCCUGAUCUCUGAUUCAUAUCAGACCUGGAUGUGAUCAGAGGUUUUGGCUCUUUUUAAUCAUUUUUUUCAUAUUAAAGGUUUGAUGUGAUAUUCUCUCAGCAUUAUGGAGAGUCUGACAGUAACUUGUAUCUUUUAUAGGUUUUAAAAAUAACAUUUAAAACUAAACUAUGUGCUAAAACAUUUUAAAACAAAAAAUGAAUGACUUAUUACUGUUGUGGCUAAAUAAGAUUAAAUAUUUCUCUAAUUUUGACUUCUGUGGCUGUAAUAAUGUAUCUAACUAGUUAUUUUGCUACAAAACAAAAAGUGUUGAAUCUUUAAUGUCUAAUGUUUGAUCCUCUCAGAAAACUGAUCUGAAAUCAGUUUCUGAUAUUUUGAAGUUUCUGGAUUAACUUCAGUUUCAGGUUUUGAGAUUAAAUUUAGAUUAAAAACCAGGAGACAUUUUCAGGUUUUCAUCUGAUCCAGUUGAACUUUAGCAUCAUGAGUAGCAGCUUCAUUUAUUGCACUGAAUGUUUGUUUGUCGUUCUGCUGUUUCCAAACCGACUGCAGGAGAAACAGGCAGAAACUGACCGACGUGUCGAUCCGGCUCCAUUUUAACGCUCACACUUUAACUUCCUGAAACUUUUUAAAAUUUUAAAAUUUAAAACAUCAUUACUGAUGUAAUGAUGUGACUGCGGCGCCGCAGUAACAGAGGUCUGCGUCUGUUUGACCUCCUGGAGGUCAAGAUGUUUCAAUCUGAGGCCCAACAGCAAAAUAUAAUAUUUAUACUGUAAAAACCUGAUUUUUU